This is a messenger RNA of Ornithodoros turicata, 1522 nucleotides long. RefSeq lists its product as uncharacterized. The coding region runs from base 227 to 1273 and encodes 348 amino acids. NCBI's taxonomy places the organism in Eukaryota, Metazoa, Arthropoda, Arachnida, Ixodida, Argasidae. Gene Ontology annotation, cellular component: membrane. The record is from RefSeq and is a predicted model, not a curated record. The transcript has 12 exons.
GCGCCCCCUUCUUUCUGACGCCCCUCAGCAUCGGACGCAGAAGCUUGCUAGAUUUGUGUGUGUUCGCGUGCCACUCGGCGAAGUAGGAUGCGGCAUUGAGGCGGGAAAUUCAAAAACGGAAGGUCUAUCACAUCCUGUGCUGAAUCCACAUUUUAAAGACGGUGUGUGCAGUACCGCGAUUAGGAUUCUUUUUUUUUCUUUCUGAGCGUGGGUUUUCCGUGGCGACAUGAGGUGCUGUCAAGUGGUGUUUGUGCUCGUCGUCAUCUGCGUUUUGCUGGAUUCCAGUUCUGCUCUUUUCUUUGGGGGUGAAAAACCGGAAGAGAAAAAGAGCAAUGAGGUGGCACCAAUAGCAGAGGUAACCACCGAUUUUUUUGAGGGCCGAAUAGCGCAUCACACGGACAUACCUUACAUCCGUCCUCUACGAGACCCAGACAACACGGUACCGGUUAUACCAGAUGCUGCGGAGCAUAGGAUGGAUGACUCUGCCAGUGAAAGCAAGGCAGGCGAUGGCCAUAUGCGUGAUAAACUAAAUGACACAGCCUUCGAGGCGCGCAGCGACACAUCACAGGGAUUCUCUCCAAUGGGGGACGAAUCUGAUGAAAACUGCACUACAACGGAAUUCCCUGGACAGACUCUCCAGAUAGAAUCACGACAACUCGGAGAUACAGGACGUUCAGCUCGGUUCUGUCGUGACACAAGGUACCCUGGAUACUACAGGCCAAGACGGCCCACACCCUCGUAUCCCGUCUAUCCCGCUGUCUACGUCCCAGCUGCCUAUGGAUACCGACCGUACUACAGACCAGAAAUACCAGAGGUGAAGUUGUUUCAGUGCACCUUCGAGAACCACGCUUGUGGCUUCAGGAAUCAGGAAAACAUUCCGAACCACUUCAGGCGUGUUUCGGACUCCGUCGGAAAUCGUGGAGGUCACUACAUGUCAGUGGACGCGCAGGAGUUUGGCCACUCGGUUUCUCGUCUCAUCACCCCUUACCUUCCUGGGUAUCGAGGUGCCUGGGCCUGUCUCGGUUUCAGUUUCAUCAUUGCAGGGCCAGGGGCCGAUAGAAUCGAAGUGUUGGCACAGAGCAACGAGACUCGACGACUUCUCAGUCUGUCCCAGGACACCUACCGCUGGGACGACUUCCAGUACCACAUUUUCGUGCCUCAGGACGUGAGGUUCUUCAUUGAAGCCUACACGACCAACAAAGGCAGAGGAGUGAUUGCCAUCGACAAUUUCACGUACUACUUCGGAAACUGCAGGCACGAUGUGCAGAGCUGAUAAGACUUGGUCUUCGCAGCUGUCUUUCACGUGUCUUUCACGAGCGCAGCCAUCACGCCGAGGGAGGGGCUAUAUUUUUAAUGUACAGAUUGCGGCUACAAAGGGAGUAGCCAACCCGAGAGAUGCUCGUUAAUAUGACUGAUAUUCCGCGCCUAUUUAUGACAUAUGCAUUAACAUCUGCGUAAAAUCUUUCGAUUGAUGUGUGAUAACGAAUGCCUGAAUAAAUUGUUGCGCCGUUACGUUAUAUAA